Chlorella variabilis is the source of this 1146-nucleotide messenger RNA. RefSeq lists its product as hypothetical. Lineage: Eukaryota; Viridiplantae; Chlorophyta; Trebouxiophyceae; Chlorellales; Chlorellaceae. The record is from RefSeq and is a predicted model, not a curated record. Bases 1 to 1146 code for a protein of 381 amino acids. The transcript has 7 exons.
AUGCGCCCAACCUGCGCCCACGCUGCCGAUGUGGGGUUUAGCGGGCGGACACACGCCUUCACCGUCCACCUCCCGGCCUGGCAGCCAGCGGGGCGGCGGCGCGGACGCAGGCUGCACAGGGCGGCAGCGAGGGCUGAGGCAGCCGAGCCCAGCGGCGAGGCGGCGGCGGGGUUGCGCCAGCCGCAGGCCGCCGCACGUGCCGCAGCACAGCCGGCGCUGGCGCAGCCCCAGCCGCAGCGCGACCCGUACACGCUGGCCGGCCAGCGGCUGCGCAGCCUGCUGAACGGCGUGGGCGACGGCGAGGAGGAGAUGCUGAACAACCUGCUUGAGGAGCAGCCCGCCAGCAGCAAGCUGGCGCUGUGCCUGCUGGCGGGGGGCCUCAUCUCCGCCGGCGCCGCCGUCGUGUGCUGGCUGUGCGGGCUGGACCCCGCGGGCGGCGCCUCGCUGUCGGCCGACAGCCUGCGGGCGGCGGCGGUGGGCGGCGCGGCCGCCGCGCCGCUGGUGGCGCUCAAGGCGCUGCUGUGGAGCGAGGCGGCGCGCAGGGAGAUGCCCUUUCUUGAGGACAUCCACAAGGCGCAGGUGGUGGACGCCUUCAAGCCCAUGCUUUCCAACCUGAACGGCGCCCAGACGGCGGCGCUGCUGGCCUCAGAGGUGGUGCCCGGGGUGCUCAUCCUGCUGCCCGCCACCACUGGCGGCAUCACCAAGUCCCUCCAGAUGUACUGCGACAUGGCCGGCAGCCAGGCGCCCGACUUUUUGCCGGGCAUCUUGGCGCUGCUCAUCACCGCCUCCAUCGCGGGGGUGGGCAAGAUUGCUGAGACGAGCGUGACGCUGGAGGAGUAUGAGGUGGUGCGCAACGCGCUGGAGAACGCAGACCGCUACUACCGGCUGACGGCCAUGGACCGGGACAGCACCCCGGCAGAUGCGCAGCGCGCCGCCGACGCCUUCAAAAACGUGGCCUUCACAUGGAUCGCGCGCAACCAGGUGGCGGUGCGCUUUGCCGCUGGGCUGGGCGCUCUGGAGGUCAUCUAUCUGGGGGUGCUCUGGCAGCAGACCGGAGACCUGGCGGCGCCCAUGGUGGCGGCCCUCGGGGCGGCGGCCGUCGACUUUGCCCACAUCAGGCGCCAUGUCCCCGCCAAGGCCGGCUGA